UGGAGGAUAAACCCGGCGAUGGCCAUGUGGGCAACGCCGAAUAUUCCAUUCCCGCUUCCUCCCUUCCUCUCUCUCCCCCCAACGACCCACCCCGGCCGUGUUACUACUAUAAAUCAUGGUCCAGCUUCGUCGCGCCUCGUCUCUCUGUUGUCGCGGCAGCUCAACCGAUCCAUCCAUCCAUCGAUCUCCAUUCCCUCCUACGCGCGCAGCUAUAAUCAAUUCAAGCUAGCUAGGCUAGCUAGCUACCACAUCGGCCGAGUUUUUCAUGGCACAGAUCAAGGCCGCGCGCGUCGCCGACGUCCCCAUGGCCCUCGACGUCGUCGCCGCCGCUACCGCCGCCCCAGCCAUCCUCGCGGAGGUGGACGCGGCGGCGGGUGUUCGGCGCGGGGCCGCGGCGGCGGGAGGCGGCGUGGGGCGGUUCGCGGUGAUCGGGCACCGCGGGAAGGGGAUGAACGCGCUGGCGGCGCCCGACCGGCGGCUGCAGGAGGUGAAGGAGAACUCGCUCAGGUCCUUCAACGAGGCCGCCCGCUUCCCCGUCGACUACGUCGAGUUCGACGUCCAGGUUACCAGGGAUGGGUGCCCAAUCAUCUUUCAUGACAACUUCAUCUUUACUGAAGAGGAUGGUAAAAUUUUGGAUAAGCGUGUCACAGACCUUCAGUUGGAAGACUUCCUCCAGUAUGGCCCACAAAAUGAGCAGGGAAAGGGUGGCAAACCCCUGCUACGGAAAAUGAAAGAUGGUAGGAUUGUGAAUUGGAAUGUGCAGUCAGAUGACCCUCUUUGCACACUUCAAGAAGCUUUCGAGAAGGUCAAUCCUAGACUGGGUUUCAAUGUUGAGCUAAAAUUUGAUGACAAUCUUGAAUACCAGGAGGAAGAGCUUACUCGUAUCCUCCAAGCCAUCCUGAAGGUUGUUUUUGAUCAAGCCAAGGAUAGGCCAAUUAUUUUCUCCAGCUUCCAACCUGACGCUGCACAGCUUAUGCGAAAAUUGCAAAGCACAUACCCUGUUUACUUUUUGACGAACGGAGGCACAGAAAUAUACACUGACGUAAGGAGGAACUCAUUGGAAGAGGCCAUCAAGCUAUGCCUCGCCAGCGGCAUGCAAGGAAUCGUAUCAGAGGCGCGAGCAAUUUUCAGGCACCCAGCUGCUGUACCAAAGAUCAAAGAGGCCAACCUCGCCCUGCUGACCUAUGGAACACUGAACAACGUACCGGAGGCAGUGUACAUGCAACAUCUGAUGGGGGUGAACGGUGUGAUCGUCGACCUAGUGCAGGAGAUCACUGAGGCCGUCUCGGAGCUCAUCGCCGUCCCGGAGCCUGGCACGAACGCCGAGAAUCUGAGCUUCGGGGCAGCGAAAGACGCCGCGACGCCCAACUUCUCGCAGCGCGAAAUCUCUUUCCUGCUGAGGCUUAUCCCUGAGCUUGUGCGAUAAUGAUAAAUCCAGGCUGCCCCUGCUGGCUUGGAGGGUGCAGUGAGUGACUGAUCUUUUUAUACAUGAGGAGCAAGGAGGAAGGAGAACCCUUGUGGAGGGUUACAAAGUUUACAAAAACUUGAAAUAGGUUGAUGUCUGUCCUAGAGCUAGCCCUGGUCCUGUUUUUAUUUGUCCUGGGGGAGUUGGGAUCGAUGGAUCAUAUGGAUGAUGCAUCCUGUAGCGAGGAGUGAAACGAUGUUGUAUCUAUAAGAGACUGUAACGACCUAGCUGGGUGGAGUUGAAAUGCAACGUGGAAUUUGG
Messenger RNA from Oryza brachyantha (malo sina), 1726 nucleotides. Its product is annotated as glycerophosphodiester phosphodiesterase GDPD1, chloroplastic-like. The transcript has 8 exons. Gene Ontology annotation, molecular function: phosphoric diester hydrolase activity. Bases 266 to 1426 code for a protein of 386 amino acids. The record is from RefSeq and is a predicted model, not a curated record. Gene Ontology annotation, biological process: glycerophospholipid catabolic process. NCBI's taxonomy places the organism in Eukaryota, Viridiplantae, Streptophyta, Magnoliopsida, Poales, Poaceae.